GGGGGGGGUGCUUCUGGCGCGCGCGCGGCGAGUUCCUUUGUACAGAGCCAUGGAUGAUGAGGGGAAAAGCUGCAUCCCUGCAGAAUUAUCUGAUAUGUUGGAAUCAGUUUCUUUUCUGGACCUGGUGGGUAAACCCUCACCUAUGGAGUCAACAGUACUGUGCAACCCAGAGGAGCAGGAGGCAUACCAACCUUUGAAAGUUUUCUUGAGGGUGAGGCCCUUUUCUGUAGCAGAACUGGAAAACCACGAAUCUCAGGGUUGUGUGAGUAUUGAAGAUCCCCAGACAGUAAUUCUUCAUGCACCCAAAGAGUCUGCUGCAAUGAAAAACAGCGAAAGAGGGAUUGGUCAGUCUGUGCACAGGUUCACCUUUUCUCAUGUGUUUGGACCAGAAACUACCCAAAGUGAAUUUUUUGAAGGCUCAACAAAAGAGAUAGUAAGAGCGUGUGUUAAUGGAGUGAAUGGACUGGUGUUUACUUAUGGGGUUACAAAUGCAGGCAAGACAUUCACUAUCCAAGGAACUUCAAAAGAUUUGGGUAUUUUGCCUCGCUCACUUGACAUGAUUUUUAACCACAUAAGGGGAAGACAGUAUCUGAAGAUGAACUUUAAGCCAUAUUUGAGCAAUGAUGUUAAGAAACUAGAAGAUGCACAAGUUAAACAAGAGGAAGCCAUUAAAGCUGCUCUUCUUGCAUCGCUGAAAGAGGAGACGGAAAAUGUCUCAGGUGCUGUUACAAAUAUGUGUCAUGUGGAGCUGACUCCUUCCAACUAUACUUCAAAAAAUCAGCCUUCUGAUCCACUAGCAGAGAAGAACUUUGUUCCACUUGACACACAUAGGACCAAUACAGAGCAAAGAACACAAGCAUCUGUGUGGAUUUCCUUUUGUGAGAUUUAUAAUGAAUAUGUGUAUGAUCUGUUGAGUGUAUUAUCUACAACUAAAAACCAGAAGCGUAGAGUCUUAAGGAUUUGUGAGGAUCAAGGAGGCAAUUCUUAUAUUAAAGACCUAAAGUGGAUUAACACUCAGAGCACUGAAGAAGCCUGCAAGAUACUAAAAAUAGGAAACAAGAACCGAAGCUUUGCUUGUACUAGAAUGAAUGAGCAAUCAAGUAGGAGUCACAGUAUAUUCUCAAUCCGGCUACUAAAGCUAACUGAUGAACAUCAACCACAUGUUCUUGGAGUUUCAGAGUUGUCUUUCUGUGACUUGGCUGGAUCAGAGAGGUGUAAUAAAACACAAGCCUUUGGAGACAGACUAAAAGAAGCAGGAAAUAUUAAUAAUUCUCUUCAUAUCCUUGGAAAAUGCAUUGCAGCACUGAAGCAGAAUCAAAAUCCAAAGAUGAAGCCAAGCUAUAUUCCAUUCAGAGAGAGCAAAUUGACUCGUCUGUUUCAGCCGUUCUUUUGUGGAAAAGGCAAAGCUUGUAUGAUUGUAAACAUCAAUCAACAUGCUUCCACGUAUGACGAAACACUGCAUGUAAUGAAAUUUUCAGCUAUAGCCAAACAGGUAAUCCAGACAAUCCUGCCCAAAAGUUUAGGUUACUUCCCACCAAAGUUAGUCGGAGGCGAUGGCAAACCUAUUGUACGCUUUGAUGUGAAUGCAUCUUUAGAUGACCUUCCUGACUGUACUGAAGCCUCCUCAGAAGAGGAAGUGGACAUCACCAUUCUGAGUCACGAGGAUCUGUUGAAAACUACAGAGAGCCUAAAAGAGAAGCUAGUUGCAGAAAGGCAAAGUAAACUCCUUCUGGAGGUGAAGAUACGUAAAGAGAUGGCAGAAGAAAUGUUCCGACAACUGCUGGAAACGGAGGAAGCCUGGAGCAACCGCUUGGAAGAUCUGAAAGACAGUUAUGAAGAAGCACUGGAGAGCAAAUUUGAAAUGUAUAAAGAGGCCAUCAAGAAACACGCGUACAUGUGCGCAAUGGAACAAAUUGAAGACCAUUAUGUUCCCAUAGAAGAAUUUAUAGCUGAACAAGAGAAAGUUGAGGAUAGAGAGAGUAAAAUAUUGCAAUUGGAAAGACAACUUGAUGAACAGUCACAGAAAUUGUUGGCUUUGGGAAGUCCGAAUUCAGAUAUACUGACUACUGAAAAUGGCACGGAACUCGAUCUUGCAAACAAGAUGAUGAAGAGAGCCAAUGAAGGACUGCAGAAACAAUGCACAGAGAAAGAUGAGCUUAUAAAGUCUCUGAAGCUGAAAAUACAGAAAUUAAAUGAAACUCUGCUAGAAGCUAAUGAAGGCUACAGAAAAAUGGCAGAAGAGAACAGCAGACUGAAGCAUACAAUCAUGCUCAAGGAUCAAGAAAUGAAUAAUCUUCAGAACUGGGCUAAACGUGUUCUUGAGCUUGAAGAAACAGUGUCUUCCCUGCAAAAAGAACUCGAACGCAAAAAGCAUUUCUCUGCUGAGGAACCAAAACAACAAAAACCCCGGAGAGGUUUGUUGGCUAACCUGAAAUCCACGGUAGCAGGCGCUGCUAGUACACCUCUUGGUAAAGGCUGGGGCAAGGGUGAAGACGUUUCAACCCCUUCAAGAAAACACGUACUGUUUGCUCAUAAACCAAAAGAAUAAUACUUGAUUAAUGAAACAUGCAAUUACUGGGCUGCUUCAUCAGUCUUUAACCAGUUGUUAAUCCAGACUGUUGUUAGCUGCUUUUUUCUACCCUGAGACUGCCAUCCUUACAGUCAUGUUAACUGACAAAUGUUUAAUGCAAGCCUUUUUAAAUCAUGUUGGGUCAAAUUUAGAGCUAUGUGACUGUAGACCUAAGCUUCUGCUUUUACUGUUGAUAUGGGGAUGGGAUUUGAGAUGUAUAUCAAUAUAUAAAAGUGUAUAUAUAACUUGAAUUCUUGAGUAACUGCUACUGAGGCCUUCUGUACUUACAAAUGUGAUUGAUGCGAAGUGGGAUGUUCCUCCUCUGAUUAUUACCUUUUAAAAUUAGAUAUUUUGUUUUUGUUGCUGAUUCCUACAAAUCAGAUGGCUUGUAUUUUUAUAAAUUAGCUUGAUUCUUCAGAAAAUACUGUGGCUUUGACCUGAGAACUACCCUCCUGGGACUAAACUGACCAGAUUGUUUAACAUUUGACCUCAUAAGAGAUAAAAUGAGGUCUUAUCUGGCUUCUUGCUAUUUUGUGGCUAACUUGACUUUGUAAAGGAACUUGUUUUAAUAUUGUUUGACUUCCCACUAAGGACAUGUAUUAAACUCUGAAAAAUCUAUUUAUAAUAAAACUUUCAAUUAUUAGAUUAA
Molecule: messenger RNA, 3218 nt
Organism: Anas platyrhynchos (mallard)
Lineage: Eukaryota; Metazoa; Chordata; Aves; Anseriformes; Anatidae
Product: kinesin-like protein KIF20A
Biological process (GO): microtubule-based movement; spindle elongation; mitotic spindle assembly
Cellular component (GO): mitotic spindle; nucleus; spindle microtubule
Molecular function (GO): microtubule binding; plus-end-directed microtubule motor activity; ATP binding
Source: RefSeq, a predicted model, not a curated record